Molecule: messenger RNA, 1953 nt
Organism: Condylura cristata (star-nosed mole)
Lineage: Eukaryota; Metazoa; Chordata; Mammalia; Eulipotyphla; Talpidae
Gene: CCDC81
Product: coiled-coil domain containing 81
Exons: 15
Coding region: 1-1953 (650 amino acids)
Cellular component (GO): centrosome
Source: RefSeq, a predicted model, not a curated record
AUGUUGGACACCAUUCUCCCCUCCCUGCAGGACGCGGAAAGGCAGUUGCUGCUCACGCUGCCCUCGAUGACCCAGGAGGAUGUCUCGACUAUCUGGGGACUUGUGGCAGAAUUUGUGCAACGGCAGCUGUCCCUACACAAGGGGGUUCAGAUUCCAGGAUUUGGAACUUUUACUUUGAUGAGACAAAAGCUUGAGGUAGGGAACAAGCUUAUUUUAAUUCAGAGACCCAUGUUCAUCUUGUCAGAGAAGUUAAUACAGAAGCACAGACUCAAACAGAACAAAGUAUUUAUUCCUGGCGAUAUCCCAGUUGUUCCAUUGAAUUAUGUCAUGAUAUCCCUGGAGGGUCCAUUUAACAGGGAUACAGUGGAAGGAUGUGUGAAGGAGACAUUGCUUUUUUUAUCACGAUCCAUUUCCAUCAAACAACAUGUGGAAUUUGUAUUCAAAGGAAUUGGGGUCCUUGUGAUCAAAGAUGACAAAGUGAAGAUGAGAUUUUUUAAGGACUUCCUUUGUACAAUGGAUGGAAGUGGGGCUUUGGUGAAUGUCCUAACAAAUAGGCCGGGCACUGUGGACUCGGUGUUGUCUAAUGAGGAGGACAUCAGAAGGCGUCCCAGUAGUGCGCUGGCAUUUCCAAGGAUUGAAUUCAAGGAGAUGGAGAACAAGCCCCCUAUGGAGACCAUUAUAGAAGAAGGUGAAAAGAACAGACAAAGAAAGUCCAAGUUAAAUGACAAGUCAAACAAAGGUGGCAUCAGAGAGAUCUUUUCACCCCAGAAACCCAGAGAUAGAUCAGUCUUCUCUCCUGCCAGAGUAGCAGGUGAAAACUCUCAGGACAAGGCGAAGCAGAGUGAGAAGUUAAUGAACCCAGAGUGUGUAUCACCUUCAAUUGGCCCAAAAAAUGACAAUGAAAUGAAGCCUCAGAGUUCUCCAGACCCUGGUUGCCGUGACCAUAACAAAGCUGGACAGGAACUGUGUUAUCUGUGUUUGCAACGAGCACAGCGGAAUUCCCCAUUGUACUACAGCGAGGAGAGGAGGAGGAGAGAGAUAGAGGAUGAGCAGAUUAUACAGCAGUAUCAAAUAUGGAAGGACCAAGAGGCUAUCUUUAAACAGCAGAUGAAAAAUCUGGCUGUUAGAAAACAGAAUAAAAAAAAUGCUGCCUAUAAUCUCGGAGUUGCUGAAGCUAUGAGAAUCCACAAGAAUGAGAAACCUGAGUUUUAUAAGUCCUUCUUAUUUGAUAAAAGGCCACUCAGUGCUGAGAUUAAUGCUUUUAAGCAAGAGGAGUAUUCCCAAAGUCUCCUGAGACAAAUGGAUAACAGACGAGAAAAGGCAAUAAAGCAGAGACAAAACAAAGAAUUAAUGGACCGCCUAGAACAAGUGCAGCUCACAGAGGAACUCGCUGCACAAAGAGCCAGAUAUAUAAAAGAUAAGAUGGAAGAAAGACUGUGUUAUAAGAGAGCUUUGGAUACACAGGUAAAGAACAAACCCCCUCAGCUGCCUGUGUUUGAAUCAGACUCCUCUGAACCUAUCUUUGGUAAGAAUGAGAGCGAUCUGAUGGCAGAAAAGCGAAAGCGGGAACAGGAAUACAUGAGGCACCAGAUGGAGACAGCCACAGGUCGCAAGAGGAAAGUCAUCCUCCACCAACUGAUAAACCAAAAACAGGACUUGCAGAUGCUUCAGAAAACACACAAAGAACACGUGGCGGAUAGAAAUGCUGAACUGGAGCGGCAGAACAGAGUUAACCAAAGUUUACAGAAGGACUGGGAGAAGAAUGCUGAGAUGAAGAAGCAGCGGGACCUGGAAGCAAAAGCUUUUGAGAGGGCUUCUGACAAACUCUUCCUCCUGGAUCAGUGCGAGCAGUACCAGCGCUGCAAGCAGUGCCAGCGGCGAACCUCCUACAGAGGAGAGAGCAACCUGUGGCCCCUGAACAAGUACCUGCAGGGAUCGCGGUUGCUGGUGUAA